UAUCCUAAGCGAGUAGUUGGUCUGUUUAGUUUCUAAAGGUUCUUAUUCCUUACUUGAAAACAACUUCGAUAAAUUACUUAAUCAAAAUGUGGAAAUAUUUUUCACGCUUGAGAUUUAAGGAGUAAUACAUGUGUGAUGUGUGAGUGUUGUUCAAAAAAUCAUUAAAAUCGAGAAUAAGUGCAAUAAAAAACACGUUGCACUCUACUCGAAUGAAUAAUUAAAAUAUUCGUUUGGAGUAGUGUGUGUGAUUUUGAGUUUCACAUAUUUUUCAUAAAUGGUGGAUUACAAUAAUUACAAAAUGUCAGCAAGCGAGGAGGAUUUUGAUCAACAAUCACAGCAAGGAAUGACCAAGGCAGAACUUAGAAGGAACAACAAACCGAUCAUGGAAAAACGAAGACGAGCACGAAUAAAUCAAUGCUUGGACGAACUAAAAAAUCUUAUUCUCGAAGCGUUAAAAAAAGAUCCGACGAGACACUCAAAGAUUGAGAAAGCCGAUAUUCUUGAGAUGACGGUAAAACACUUACAAACCGUACAACGUCAGCAAUUGAAUACUGCAGUAGCUACGGACCCAGCGGUACUUACGAAAUUCCGUUCCGGAUUUUCCGAAUGUGCCAUGGAAGUAUCGCGGUACGUCAGCAACCUAGAGAACGUCGAUCCCGGUGUGAAACAGCGUCUGCUAUCGCACCUGAACAAUUACGUUAGUAAUCUCCAACAAAUGGGACCGUUCUACAGCCAUUACGUGCCCUACAUGCCGGAACGUCUCUAUCCGGAGGUAAAGGUCGGCUACCACAGCGAUCUAGCCAAUGGAGAUGAGAAUAAUAAUGCUAGUGCACGGAUACAGAUACCUAACGGUGUUCAGUUGAUACCUAGUAGACUUCCAACGGGAGAAUUGGCACUGUUAGUCCCACAAUCAGCAGCAAUGUCUACAAACUUUUCAUUUUUCCCACCAUUACCUGAAUCAAUAUCUAGGACAAUGACAUCAUCUGCUUUUUCAUCGGUACAAAGAGCACGCAGUCCUCUGGAAAGUCCAUCAACGUCUACGUCUAGCUUCGGAGAAGAAAAUCCUCAAAUGGAAUGUUACCAGCAAACGCAUCAAAAUACCAAAUUCAAGGCACCUGAACAAAGUUCUAGUAGUGGUAAAAGUUUUACCAGUACACCGGAAACGCAAAAGUUUCAGAUAUCUUCAAGCAGCGAUAGAAAAUCACCUUUGUUAACAACGUCAAUUGAUAUUAGACCAGGAAUUAAUGAUAACAUAAGAAAAGAACAUAUUCGCAAUUUUUCCGAACAGGUGGAUUCCAUUUCCUCGAUGAAUAAUUUACGACAACCACUUUCAGUUAUCACCGAUAGAGCUUACAAUCGUCCAUGUUCAUCUUUAAGCAGCAACGAUCUCAAAAGAAGCGCUUCUAAUAGGCUAUUAAUUAUUCCUGAUAAAAAACAAAAAAUGGAAGACGAAACGUCGUCUUCAAUCAUAUCAUCUAAGGAAAAGAAAAAUGUAAAUGGCCAUGGAAUUAACAUGGAGGAUCAAACAAUAAAUUCAUCAUCAUCGACGAGUUUUAAUACAAAUCGUUCUAAUAUCAAUACCUCACAUGUUUUUUCUAAUUCUGCUGGUUCAUCUUCUUCGAAUGGAGAUAUGUGGAGACCAUGGUAGUCCGGUCUCCUUGCUUUGAAAUAGAUUGAUAUAAAAUGUAUUUUUUUUGUGAUUUUUUUUUUAUUCUCCUCCAAAAAAUGACGUAAAAAAUCUUAACUUAUUCAAGAUUAGUAUUUAUGAUUGAUCAAUAAUUUCAAAUGAGGUUAAUCCUUAAUGGUCGUAAAUCAUCACUUAUGUGACAACAGUAAUAAAAUAGGGACUUUUUCACAAAAAAUAAUUUAAAAGAAAAAUCAUAUUCUUUUAAUAUUGACAAUUAUUUUGCAUGUUUAAAUCAGCCAAGUGUAAAUUAGUGAGAAAUCUUGUAUAAAAAGUUAGCGACCAAUAAGGGUUAAUUAUAUGUUUCAUUAAUAUUUUUAUCUACGUUAUGUAUUGCGAUAUUAUUUAUGAUUGAAAAAUUAUAGUUCUUUCUUUUUCUUAUCAUUGAAAUUCUUUCACUCGUAAUACAUAUAACAAACAAAACAAACAAAA
Messenger RNA from Polistes dominula (European paper wasp), 2116 nucleotides. RefSeq names its product bHLH protein deadpan (gene dpn). Gene Ontology annotation, biological process: regulation of DNA-templated transcription. The record is from RefSeq and is a predicted model, not a curated record. Gene Ontology annotation, molecular function: protein dimerization activity; DNA binding. NCBI's taxonomy places the organism in Eukaryota, Metazoa, Arthropoda, Insecta, Hymenoptera, Vespidae.